AUUAUUUUUUGCGUAAAUAAAAUACCCGUGGUGUCUGUUUGUUUGUCGUGUUUUUAACCAAAAAUAUGAAUUAAAAAGAAUUGUACUAAAUAGAAAAAAUUGUUAUGUGAUAUUAACAUUCAUAUUUAUUUAUUCCAAUAAAUAUGGAAGAGGAAAAAUUACUACGCAAGAAAAAGAAAGCUUUAAAUGGGAGCAAUAGACGCAGUUUGGCAGAGGCUUAUAAUGAUUUAGCGACUUAUUAUUAUAAAAAUAAUCGCUAUUGCGAUGCACUGGCAGAGUAUAAAAAUGAAGCUUCAGUACUUAAAGAACUGGGUUUACGUAUGGAUUGGGGUACUUGCAACCGGAUGAUUGGUGAAAUGUACAUGUUAUUAGCAGAAUUUGACAAAGCUCUAAAAUAUGAGGAGCGUCACUUAGCUGUGGCAAAGGAAUUAAAUAAUCUAGUAGAGGAACAAAGGGCUAUGGCAACCCUUGGACGCAUAUAUUUAUUACAGGGUCAGAGCUCUAACAAUACAGAAGAAGCUAAAACUUCAUUGACUGCAGCUGAAAAAGCGUUCAUGAAGAGUCUAGUAUUAUGUGAAAAGUUGAAUGGAAAGAUCACAAAGACUGAACUAUUGGACAUGAGAGCUCGGUUGUUAUUAAACAUUGGUGUAGUACAAGAACAUCUCGGAAGUCUUGACAAGGCAUUAGACUGCAUUAAUAAAGCUAUCACAAUUUGUUCACAUCAGGACUUACAUGAAAUCCUUCACAAUUGUUACACAACAGAAGCUCUAUUGUAUAGUAAUAAGAAAAAAGACUUUGCUAAAGCAUUAAAUUGUUUAAAUAAAGCUUUAGACGUUGCUAGUAGGUUGGAAAAUAAGGUAUUGAAAACCUGUGAAACACUGUCAGCUAAAGCAGAUAUUCUGUGCAAGAUGUCAGAUUAUCAAAGUGCUAAACAAGUAUUAAUGAAAGCUUGGAAAUUGAAAACACCUGAUGAUGACGAGAGAGAAAACAUAGAAUCAAAUUUACGUGUUGUUGCAGCAAUGUGCUAUACUGAAGAUCUACUAAUAUCAACGGAUCCAACAAAUCAUUUGCAAUUCAAGAAACUUUAUGAAAAACUUGGAGAUGGUGCAUGUCAUCUACAUAAUUACGCUGGAGCUGUGGAGUAUUAUUUGAAAAUGUUAGAUCAUGCUGAAUUAGCCGGUGAUUGUGGAAAAACUCUUAUACCAAUCUAUGUGAGUUUAUAUCAAACAUACAAAGACAUGGGAUGUUAUAAUGAAGCAUUACAGUACUAUGACAAGGAAUAUGAAUUAAUAAAGGAUGUACCAAAAGAAGCUUACACAACUCUCAUUAAUAUUGCUGAAGUUUCAUUUUUAGCUAAGAAACCAUAUGCGGUGAUCGAAAAAGCAUGUUACGAUGCGAGAAAAGCUGCAAGAGAUUGGAAUAAAAAGAAAUAUGAAAUACGCGCAUUGAAAUAUCUUCUAAAGUACCAAGAGGAGUAUUUCGAGACAGAUGGCAUGGAACGGACUAAAGAAGAAUUGAUAACAUUGGGUUACGAUGAUUUUGACAACGUGGACAAUUCUGAAGAUGAACAGAGCUCGGCUGGUGGUGCUGAAGAUACCACACAUAUUGGUGAUGACAUCUGUCUUGAAGAUCUCACAGAUCUCUCCGAUGCUAAUGAUGAGGAUGUAAUGGAAACUAAAAGAGAAACUCGGAAAAGAGGAAAAGGUUUUACUAUCAAAAAGAAUAUGAAAGGCGAGACACAGCUGCAUGUGGCAUGUAUAUCAGGUAAUAAGCUUCUAGUAGAGCGUUUGCUAAGUAAAGGUCAUCCGGUGAAUAUACGCGACAACGCCGGGUGGUUGCCGCUGCAUGAGGCCUGCAUACACGGACAUUUGGACGUCGCAAAUAUGCUAAUACAAUAUGGCGCUAAUUUAAACGAUAAAGGUGGAGUUAAUUGUGAUGGUAUAACACCAUUGUAUGACGCGGCAAGUAACGGUCACUUAGAAGUGGUACAAUUACUGUUAGACAAGGGCGCUAUACCCUCAAUGAAAACUGACUUUGGUGAAACACCUUUAGAUGUAUUACAAAAAUGGCGGGCGGGUAUCAUUCUAACAAAAGAUGAAGAAAUAUUAUAUAAAGAUAUAUGCACUAAAAUACACAAUUUCAUAGACAAAACUGCAGGAUCAGCAUUAAAUAGAUCUAAAUCUAAAACACCAGUUAAACCAAUCAAAGACACAACACCUCCUAGUACUUCUAAAAUGAGUAGUAGAAUUAAAGAACUAAACUCACCAACGUUUAAACGACGUAAUAUCAUUGAAGAUGACAGUGAUGAUGAUUUAUCACAGAAUAUUCGAGAUCAAACUGCAUUCCCAUCAGACGAUUCUAAUGAUUCAUCAGAAGAGAUUGUAAAAACUAAGAAAAAGAAUAAAGGUGUACAAGAAUAUAGAAAUGCAAUAUCAGCAUUAAGAAACCGAAGCAUUGAAUUACCAGAAGUAGAUGUUAUUAAAACUAAACCAAAACCAGCUUUUUUAGAUCCAAAUGAAGUAGACGAUGAUUGGUUAGAUGACGAUUUAGGUAUAACUAAAGGCAGGAAAAGAAAAUUAAGCGAUCCAAUAACAUUAGCUCCUAAGAAAUCAUCUUUUGAAAGUGUUAAAGAAAGUAUUGAUAGUCUUAAUGAAAUUGAACCAAUCAUAGAUUGUAUAAACAAUACGCGACAAAAGAAAUUACGUAAUGAUGUAGUUAAUGUUACGGAAAACAGUUCAGAUUCCGAUAUCCGAAAUGAGAAUAUCUCACCUAAAAGUUACGAAUCUGAGAGGAAUAUAAGUCGAGUUUUGAAUGAAUCAAAAUCAAGAGACACGAGAGAUGCUAUAAGAAGACGAUGUAAAAGACAGAGCACAUUAUUUAAAGCCGGUUUCCAAAGAAGACGUGAAAGCUUCGACCAAUCUAGUAAUAGUGGAAGUGAUAAUGAAAUAAAUCAUAAAAAUACGAAACAUUCUGGAAAAUUCUCUCGACAUUCAUCAGGAGAAAAUUUUAGAAGUAACGAUGGGUUUAAUAUAGUACAAAGUUUGAAUCAUAAUAUAUUGCAGCCAUUAAAUGUUCAACCUAUAAAUAUAGUUCAGUCUAAAAACGGCAAAGCAAUGCAGACACAGAUAUUACCACCGGCUGCUGUGAAAGUUCAUGUUGAAGAUAAAGUGUUCCUCAUCUCAUUGAAAUUGGACACGAUAAAUAAAUUAACAAUCAGCUGGCUGGUUGAGGAAGUCACAGCCAGAUAUUAUAAGUUAACAGGAGUACGGCCGAUGUUCAGUCUGAUGACAUCAGACGGAGCUAUACUCUCAGAAGACGAUCCCCUCAGCUUAGUACUUGCUUCACUUGAACUCAAGACGUGUAUUAGUAAUUGGAAAGCAUCUCCCGCUGAAGAAAGAUAUUUGGAGUGCUGCGAAGCUUUAGUUAUAUCACCAUCACAAGAAAUUCAACACGCAGUAGGCAGAAGUCAUACAACACGUAGAAUUGCACUCGGAGCAAGUACAUUAUCUACAUUACAAAUCCGUCCUCUUUUUAGAGCAUUAACACAUCAAACGCAUAUCACAGCUGUUAUGAUUGCUAGAAAUAAUCUCGGAGAUGAUGGUAUGAAAUAUUUAACAGAUGCCAUUUGUACUAUGAAACAUCUAUCACAUCUAAAUGUCAGUUAUAAUAAUAUCACUGGAGAUGGAAUGAAGAUUUUCUUACAAAUAUUUGAAAAACCAACCCGAAUGAUUUGCCAAGCUUUGGAGGAAAUAAUUUUAAAUGGCAACCCUAUCGGUGAUAUUGGAUUUAAAUGUAUAGUUAAAUUGACACAGUAUUUAAGAUUGAAGAUGUUAAAAUUAAAUGAUUGUAAAAUAAGUGAAAAUUGUAUGAAGGACGGUUUAAAAAUUAAUCUAGAUAAUAUUGAAUCUAUUGAUUUAAGUAAUAAUGAGAUAAAGCAAGUUGUUGUAAGUUGUCUGAUGACGUCAUUAAGUCCUAAUUAUAUAGUGGAUUUGGAAUUAGAUAAUAUUGGUGUUACGGGUAAUGUGAUGGGUUGUAUUGCAACUUUUAUGGAUACGUCAAAAGAUUUGAAGAUACGAAGAUUGGGUUUGUCGAAUUGCAAACUGGUUGAUGGACAGUUUAUGAGAAUUUUUAGAGCUCUUAGUCGUGCUAAGCACUUACAUUGUCUAAGUCUGAAAAAUAAUUUAGUAACAUUCAUUACACUGAAGAAAUUACUACAACGACAACCUCCUGUUCCUCAAAUAAAUUUAGAGGGUUGCAAUGAUAUAUUUAAAUUCUCCCCGGACUCGGAUUUCCAAGUUUGGUUGCCAGCUGUUGACUUCGGAAGGUGUAUACCUGAGAUAAAUGUUACACCGCUUCUGAAAACUGAUGAAGAAAGGGAAAGUUUUAAACUUUUCUCUAAGACUUGGCUCAGUUGCUUCAAAGGGAGAGGGGUGAUAGAACAUUGUGAUGGCGGCGUUACUAAAUUUACAGCAAGAUGAUAUUUUAAAGAAAAAAAUAAUAAAAAAAAGCCAGUG
Messenger RNA from Papilio machaon (common yellow swallowtail), 4514 nucleotides. Its product is annotated as tonsoku-like protein. Gene Ontology annotation, molecular function: protein binding. NCBI's taxonomy places the organism in Eukaryota, Metazoa, Arthropoda, Insecta, Lepidoptera, Papilionidae. Bases 144 to 4478 code for a protein of 1444 amino acids. The record is from RefSeq and is a predicted model, not a curated record. The transcript is spliced from 14 exons.